GCCCGCAUGCUGGACAUGGUAGCAGAGUUCAAGCAACGGGCCCCUGCGGCAACAUCCGCACAUAAGAAGGAAGAUGAGGAAGCAUAGGAACAACGUCACCUCGCUGAACAACGGCGACAGGCAGACGUUGAGGCAGCAGCAACGGCCGCAGACGAACGCCGAGACGAACUCCUCGGAUGCGAGGGGGAUCGAGGUGAUCGUCGGUGAAUGGGCAGUGGCUGCUGACGAGGAGGGUGCGCCCUCUGUUGUGCGUGGCCUUGCAACCACAAUCGAACAUGUGAGCGACUUGGUCGCCACCUGUGCAGCACAGCAAGAGGACAUCCUCUGCAUGGACACCCUGGUCCGAAAGCAGAUUCGCGUUAUUGAUGAACUGCUUGACCGGAGCAUUCCCAAGUUUGACGGCCUCCCGAUCUUCUGCGAUGCAACGAAGACGGACCCGAUCCCAUGGUGGCGUCAGUUUGAGCUGAAGUUGGACAUUCACCACGUCAUCAAUCCGAACCGGCACUCGUACUUAUACUCCCGCUCGGGAGGUGCGUGCCAGGCAUGGCUGGACAACAUAUUGUCCACGCACAACGUCGCAGUCUCCGAGCUGCAUACGAAGAUCAGCUGGGCUGAUCUCAAGGCAACAUGGCAUAAGCGGUUCCAAGUGGAGCCGCCCGAGCUUCAGGCAACCGAGAAACUUCAACGGUUCUACCAGAACGACCUGCCAAGCACGGACUGGAUCACCGAGUACCAACGCUUGGCAUCCAUGCCUAACUUGCCGUCGACAUUCGUCGCUAUCAAGCACUUCUUCAUCAGGAGGAGCUGCCCGGCGUUGCAGAACGCCUUGACGCAAGUUACGGAUACGCUCACCACAAGUGAGCAGCUUUUUGACAAAGCCUUGCAGAUCAUCCUGACGAACAUCAAGGCCAACAAUUUGGGCCAUUCGUCUGCUGCAGCACUAUGCGCCCAUCUCCAUACAUACUUAGCCUUCUAUGCACCACCAUCUUCGCCGACGGAUGACGAAGCUGCGGUGGGGGACAUCCUUGCGURUGUUASCAAGGUGGCCCGCGAGUUUCGCAUGCAGCGGUACGAUGAUAACAAUGCACCGCUCCUCUACGUCCGCAUCCAAGUUGGGCAAGCGUCCUGCAGCGCUUUGCUGGAUAGCGGCUCGACUCGCAAUUUCAUCAGCCAGUCCUUCAUCCAAAGGGCCGGCCUUGGCGCUCAAGUUCGAAGGAAGCCAAACCCGACAGCGAUCAAGUUGGCGGACGGUCGGACGCAACAACUCCUCGAUCGCUACAUUGAAGCCGUGCCGGUUUAUUUCGCACCUCAUGCAUGCGAACUGGUGACGUUUGACGUCUUAGACACGGACUUCGACAUUAUUUUGGGGAUGCCUUGGCUUGCAAGUGUGGAUCACACGGUUAACUUCCAUCAGCGGACACUUACCGUUCGCAACGCCUUCGGCGCUGAGGUGUCGUGUAACAUUCCUCUUCUGCACUCCUCAAUCCGGUGCCAAGUUGUAACGGCCAAGUCUUUUCGGGCCACUUGCGCUUACGAGCGGACCGACGAGAUAGGCCUAUGUUUUCUACGAGCCGCCUCGAUGACCGAAUCUUCACCAACGGACUUGUCUUCGGAACCCCGAGUGGUGCGGCUGCUCGAGGAGUUCACCGACAUCUUCGAGUCUCCUACCGGUGUGGUGCCGGAUCGACCGAUCUCCCACGAGAUCACUCUCGAGGCCGGUGCCGUGCCGCCGAAAGGAUGUAUCUAUCGCAUGAGCGAGGAAGAGCUCGAGGUUCUCUGCGCUCAACUCGACGAUCUCUUGGACAAGGGUUGGAUCCGCCCUAGCAACUCACCAUAUGGUGCGUCAGUUCUCUUCGUACGGAAGCAAAACAAGGAUCUUCGCUUGUGCAUCGACUACUGCAAGCUCAACGCACAAAACGUUAAGAAUGCGGGACCUCUUCCGCGAAUUGACGACCUUCUCGAGCGUUUGGGCGGCGCAAAAUUUUUCUUAAAGUUGGACUUGAAGUCGGGCUACCAUCAAAUCUCGAUACGCCCGCAAGAUUGCUACAAAUCCACGUUCAAGACGCGGUACGAACACUUUGAGUGGAUCGUUAUGCCGUUCAGCCUCACCAAUGCCCCGACGACCUUUCAAGCGGCAAUGACCAACGAGUUUCGUGCGAUGCUGGACCGGUUGGUACUAGUCUACUUAGACGACAUCCUCAUCUAUAGCUGGACAUUGGAGGAUCAUCUUGAGCACCUUCGACGAGUGUUGGAGACGCUCCGCCGCGCCAAGUACAAAGCCAACAGCGACAAGUGCGAAUUUGUCCGGCAAGAGCUGGAAUACUUGGGCCAGUUUGUCACACCGGAGGGCAUCAGUCCGUUGUCAGACAAGAUUCAAGCCAUCCAAGAGUGGCCAGAACCGAAGACCGUCACAAAUGUCCGUUCCUUCCUUGGCUUAGCCGGCUACUAUCAACGCUUCAUCAAGGGAUACUCGAAGAUCGCGGCUCCUUUAUCCAAGCUUCAAUGUGAGGACCGGCCAUUCGACUUCGACGACCAUGCGAGGACUUCAUUUUUGGCUCUCAAAGCCGCAUUGUUAUCCGCGGAGGUGUUGCGCAUCUACGAUCCACUUUUGCCAACACGUGUCACUACCGAUGCAUCCGGCUAUGGCAUUGGUGCCGUCCUCGAGCAACAUGACGGUGUGGACUGGCACCCGAUCGAGUACUUUAGCAAGAAAGUGCCCGCUGUGCACUCGAUUCACGACGCACGAAAGAAGGAAUUAUUGGCCUUCGUACACGCGCUCAAGCGCUGGCGGCAUUUUCUUCUCGGUCGACGGCAGUUCCGAUGGGUAACGGAUAGCAAUCCAUUGGUCUUCUACAAGACCCAAGACACGGUCAAUAACACCAUUGCCCGUUGGAUGGUCUUCAUCGACCAGUUUGAUUUUUUCCCCGACCACAUUCCGGUCGACCCCGAGUUUUGCGACAAGUACGCAAAUUGCUCCUCUCCUAAUCCGGCGCCAUCGCACUAUCGGAUCCAAGAGGGGUACUUGCUCGUUCAGUGGCGAGGGAAGGAUCUUCUUUGUGUGCCACGAGAUUUACACUUGCGCAUACGGCUUCUUGGCGAGUUCCACGACGCUCCCGCCACCGGACACUUUGGAGUCAAUCGUACGAUUGGCCGACUCCGCGAGCGCUUUUGGUGGCCCGGUCUUCUCGACGACGCCACACGCUAUUGCGAGUCAUGCAAGGUUUGCCGAUGUUGCAAAUCCCGCAAUCAUCGUCCGUACGGCGAGUUGCGACCGUUACCAGUCCCCUUGCGGCGAAGGGAAGCGAUUGCCAUGGACAUUACCGGCCCGUUCCCCAAGCACAAGACCGGAGUGGAUGGGAUUCUCACGGUGGUCGACCGACUCACCAAGUUCGCCAUGUUUUUGCCUUGCUGCUAUCAUGCCAAGGCACCGGAGUUGGCCGAGGUUCUUUACGCCGGUUGGAUUCGAACCAAGGGUUACCCCAAGGAAAUCGUCUGCGACCGCGACACUCGGUUUAUAUCCGAUUUUUGGUUGGCGCUCAUCAAGCGAUGGGGCUCAUCUCUCAAGCCCAGUUCCGCUCGCCACCCCCAGAUCGAUGGCCAAACGGAGAGGGCGCACCAGACCGCACAUGUUCUCCUUCGUACUCUCAUCCGUCCGAACCAGAAGGAUUGGGUUGAGCGGUUGUCGGAUGUCGAGUUGGCCUAUAACUCCUCCAUCCACCCGGCUAUUGGGAUGUCGCCCUUCGAAUUCGAGCACGGCUCGCCGAUGGAGAGGGGUAACUCCCUGUGCCGAAGCCUAGGUACCGCGCUCGCGACGGUUGAGCUGCGCCUGAGGUACGGUCURUACGAGUUUGUGGUGAUGCCUUUUGGCCUAUGCAAUGCGCCUGGUACGUUCCAGCACGAGAUGAAUAGGAUCUUUCAUGACUACUUGGACAAGUUUAUCGUCGUGUACCUCGACGAUAUUCUCAUCUUUAGUAGGACUGUAGAGGAGCACGCUGAACACUUGAAAACAGUACUAGGCCUCCUAAGACAGCACCAGUACAAGGUAAACUUGGAUAAAUGCGAGUUUGGUCGCACCAAGAUCUUGUACUUGGGUCAUGAAAUUUCAGCAGAUGGAUUGAGGCCGGAAGAUGUGAAGGUGGCCAGCAUACGUGACUGGCCCAGACCUCAAACUGGUAUGGAGAUCAGAUCGUUUUUGGGGAUAACGGGCUAUUAUCGUCCGUUUGUGAAGAACUAUAGUACUAUAGCUUCCCCAUUAACAAAUCUAACUCGACUUGACACCCCUUGGGAGUGGACUGAAGAGUGUGAAGCAAGCUUCAAGAAAUUGAAGUAUGACCUGACGCACUAUGAAGUUCUCAAACUUCCUGAUCCUGACAAUCCAUUUGUUGUGACCACAGACGCUAGCCAAUAUGGCAUAGGCGCGGUCCUUGCGCAACAGGAAGGGCCCAAGUUGAGGCUGAUCGAGUACAUGAGCAAGAAGAUGCCAUCUCAGAAGCUGGCCAAGUCCACUUAUGAAAGGGAGCUCUACGCCCUGUACAGAGCGCUAGUUCAUUGGAGACGCUACCUCCUAGGAAGGUUCUUCUAUGUGAGGUCGGACCAUGAAACUUUGCGCUGGAUUAAGACACAACCAGUCUUGUCGGAUGCCCUCAAAAGAUGGAUUCAAGUGAUAGACAUGUAUGACUAUGAACUUGAUCCUAUUAAAGAAAGACAACCUACUGCAGCACCUAGCAGCAUAGAGUUUGCUGUCAAAUAUGAGCAGAUGCUGCAGCAGGCCGUUGAACAUAUUCAGAAAUCUCAAGAUGCUCUGAUUGCAUCUGAGAACAAACAUAGACGGUCUUCUAACUUUCAGGUGUCACCAAGAGCUGCUAAAGUGGAGAGUUUACGGAAGCGAAUGAGAGACAAGGUUCUUGCAGGAGCUGACCUUGCCCAUAAGCUCAGGAGGAUGGAGCAGCUUGUGAAAAGGAACAGGAACGAAGUCUUCGUUCAUGGCAAAUCUUCUCAGAGAAAUGCACCCAGCAUGGUUAGAUUAACGAGAGAAAAGGAGGUUUUUGGCACCAUGGCUAGUGUCAUGAAGACUGAAGAGGAGGCCAUAUUAAAGUGCUCAGGCUUGGCGAAUCAAGGAAUCCCUGUAGCGAAACCAUCCGCUUGGACGGUGGGCAAUUCCAAUUUAGACUGCCAGAUUCCUUCAGCCACCAAGGCUACAGCAGAGACACUCCCGACGUCGCUGGUGGAUGCAUAUUGGGCGCUUCACGUAUUUCUUGAUGGCACUGAUGGCUCUGAUGUCCUCUUUGGCGACUGGGCCAACCCGUCUGUCAGCCCUUUGACUGCAGUUGAUGUUGCAGUAACAUCAGCCUCAGCAGCCGCCGAACUAGGCACUCAAUCACAGCGGCUUGACAGAUUGCAGGGAGACUUCUGCGCGUGCCAAGAAGACGGUUCUACCAACCUCCAAAUGGCAGUUGGGAUGGACUCUCAGUUGCAGGAUGCUGAAUGGUUCCUCAAGUCUGGGGACUCGAAGAGAAACGAUGUGCACAACGACCGGCAGAAUGUGUGUGACAGCAUCCACUUUAUCUCCCUGAUGGGUGAGGGAAGUCAGGAGGAGCAUCACAAGGGAGCUCCAAGCUUGAGCACACCUUGGCAUGUGCCAGGUCAUUCCAAGCCAGUGAUGGAGACCAUGCCAGCUGGCGCUCCCUGUCCUAUUGAUGCUUGGCCUGAUUCUAUGGACAACCCCAAGCAAUGCAUCACAGAGGGUGAAGAUGCACUGAGUGCAGACUUGACAACUAUGGAGCAGUUCCUGACAUGCUUUGAGGCUUCAGAGUCUGUGCCAGAUAACACACUCAAGGCAAAUAUGGAUACGAUGGAUGGAAAGUGCAUAUUGGGAUCAGCAGACCCAGGGGUGCCUGACAGAAUAGUACAAUAUUUGUCCCCAUAUGAGUGGAAAACUCCUUUCUGUGCAUCUGGGACUGGCUUAUCAAUUGAAAACCCUGAGUCCUGCAUGCUGUUGCAUGGUCCAAGCGAUGGGGUGAUGAUUCCACAUUGUUCUCAGGAGAGCAGAUCAGAAGCACCAGGGACCGACAGGAAUUAUCAGCAUGAGAAUGAACGUGGACUGGCAUGGCGGGAUUGUACAGGAAAAAAGAGUGAAAAGAAUAAUGUUGAAGACUCUGAGGCUUACCCUGGCAAUUCUCAAGCAACACAGUCAGUCAGCAGUCAGGCACCUCAGCCACCCCAGGCUCCUCACAAUGCCAAUUCUGAAGUGGAAAAUGUGCAGGAGGCUGCAGUGCCAAGUAUUCUCACCUACAAAUGUGAAGAUGACGCAGGUUCUUGCCAUCGGAAAGUUCUGGACAUGCCCUUUUUGCUGCUGACAAUGAGCAAGUCCACUUGGGGAGGCCGGCAUGGAUACUUAGCGGCCGCACGCUUAGUUAUAGGUGGAGAUGUAAAUAAGGCUAUGGAGAUCGUGGCGGCACAUGAGAUGGCAGAUCCAGAGGCGAUUAAGGCGCUGCGGGAGCAAGUCUUGGAAAACCCUCAGACCGGCCCAGUUUUGGCCAGCUGUAUCGAAGAGUAUUACCUGUGCUACCCUUUCGUCAAAGAGUUCGUGAUGGAUCGAGGAUCAGAGUUCACAUGUAACGAGGUGCAGACUUUGCUUGCGGGAUAUGACGUAGUGGCAAACUAUACUACCGCUGCGCACCCUCAAGCAAAUGCACCUGUGGAGAGAGGGCAUAGUACCAUCACGAAUCUCCUAGCCAAGUGGACGGAAGGCAAACCCGGCCAAUGGCCAAAGUUUCUGCGAGCAACCUUCUUCGUGGAGAACGUCACGGUAAAGAGGACUACCAAGUACGCGCCUACCACUCUUUGGUCUGGGAGGCAUGCCACCUUCCCCAUCGAGAGCUUCCUGAAGACUUGGAGGCGCCAGGACUUGGAGACGAACCUGUCGUUUGAAGAGUUGCUCGAUACUCGACCGCGACAGGUGGGCGCGGAUGAGGAAAGGAUACGUGAAGCCUCCAAGCAUGUCGAGAGGAGUCGAAUGGAGGAUAAGAUGCGGUGGGAUCAGAUGGCACGAGUGCGGAAAGAGCCUUUGGCAGUCGGAGACAUCGUAUUACUAUACGACUCUUCCUUGGAGAAGCAGUGGUCGAGGAAGCUCGACAAAAGGUGGUUGGGACCCUACAGAAUUGUGCGGUGUGGCGAGUUUGGGGCUUAUCAGAUCGAGGAGCUGAGUGAAACGGAAUGGAAAGAUUGGGUAUCCGAGACAAGACUAAAGAAGUCUGACUUCUUGAAGACAGCCAUGCAGAGGGGCGGGAGGGACACACGGCCACGACAGAGACCUCUCGGGCCAUCCGGAGGGGGAGAGCGGCAUGGGGCCUUCAGGAGAGAGCCUACACCCGUACUUGAUGAUGACAACAUCGAGCUCUUCCUAGACGUCUACCGAGAUCAUGCGACCCAGAGAGGAUGGGACGUAUCUGAGAGGGUACGACAUUUGAGAGGGAUUGAGAGGUUUGAGGAGCCUAUCGCACAAAUCAGGGAGGAGGCGUUGACCUGGCCAAAGGUAGAGGCGAGGAUGCAGAGGUUGAGGGCUUCGCCUGUGGGGCGUGAUGGGUUACCUAUUCGCUUGGAGGAAGGGAAUGCGGAAGAAUUCAUCCCGGCAUAUGAGCGGUAUAUGAGUGAUCUGGGGGUUCCGAGGGAAAAGUGGAUGCAGACUCUACUCAUUUGGACCAGAGGGGCGGAGCGACCACUGGCGAGACAGAUUCGGGAUCGGGCAUGCCAUAGCCCAGGGUCGAUAGGAGGCGACGAAGCAAGAGGCUUAAGAGAUUUGGAGCCGAGAGGGUCGAUUGCGACCAGGGGAGGCCGGAAGGCUUUGGCACAGCGAGAAGGGGGGCGAGCAGGACUUACUUGGGCGGCAGAGUCCUUCCCUGCUUGUGGACUUAGGCAGGUGGAGUUCCGUCAGGUUACUGGGAGUGAGCUACGGGGACUUUCGCCACGAUUAUCAGAGCAGGAGGAGGGUGAAUUGUCAGCAGCACCGUGCCGGAGUCUGGAGGCCCAUCUUGAUGCUUCCCAGUGGGAGGCCCCUUCAGUGGGAAUCGGCCCAACGGAUCCAUCGGGAAAGGAGACGGCACGCCCUAGUCCGGAGGCUGAGCCGCAUGGCCAGAAGGAGUUGCACGUUGGAGAGGUGCACAUAAGGGCGGAGAUGAAGAUAGAGAUGCCGGGGAGCGAAACGGGAGGAAAGUGGGAGAACACAUACCUGGUCUCCUCUACAGAGGAGAUUCAAUCUUGGCCUGCAAAUUCGGGGAGCCCGGCGUUUCUCACUUCUCCAAGCACGACACUACGCUCCAUAACGAGUUCUGGAGGACUAGGCAAAAUGGCAACGAAGGAUGAGACGGAUAAUCGUAGGAGCGAAGGAGGGCCAGGGUUAGGAGGCAGUGCCGUGCAGAGCGAAGAGGGGGGGAUGAGGCGAGCCAUUAUCAUGCUCAAUGGGCUAGAGAUAGCGGCUGUAGAAGCUGAGCCGGUGGUCGACAUCAUCUGGGAUCAACUUCGGGGCCACGGGCCGGAGGUCAACUUCAUUUUGGAAAAUGAUGGACGUGAUAGGGUGAACCCGACUACUCGGCUAGGGACGGCUGGGAGAAGGAUUAUCCAUGACACCGUGAUGGAGGAGGUUGCUGGAAGCUCCGUACCCCAGGCAGAGCCUGAGGCUGGAGAACUAAAGAAAGUCUAUGGGAAACCUAGAAAAGAGGAGCCUACGGACAAAGUUACCGCCGCUAAAAAGAAGUUUAGGUACCAAAUCCCGAUUUUAACCAGGCCUGAGAUCGAUGACACCCUUAGCAAACUACUAGGAACCAUGGUGUCGGUGUCGUUUCAGACCAUGCUGCAAGCCAGCCCUAGGUUGCUCAAAGGGCUUAGACAACUGUUGACUCAACGAUCCGACAAAGACCGACAAGAUAUCACAGUGGCCAACACCCCUGCGCACGACGACGGAGGGGUGGAGGAUGCGGAGCCGAUAGACGCAUGCCUCGAGUACGAAGGAGGAACUCUUGCGGUGGAUAACGAAAUGAUGGGCGAAGAAUGCACGUCGGAAGAGUUGUUGAUCCGGACUUUGGAGAAGGGGGCACCUGCCGUGGUAGCAGAACUUACAGGAGGACCAGUCACCACUCGAGGUCGCAAAGAGGAGAAAGAUUUGUGGGGAGCGAUAGUAGGACCGAAGGAGGAACUAAUAGCAAUGGCGAUUAAGGGAGGCCAGGAAGCCGUGAUAAGCUUAGUGGAAUCUUGGGAAAGGAAAGAGUUGCGAUGGAUGGUAAACCAGAUGCAGGAGAGAAAGGAUGAGGACCAGGAAGGGAAGGAGUUUUUCUAUGCCCAGAUAAACGAAGGGAUCUUUCGGGAGAUCGGGUUGUUGCUGGUAGGAAACAAACAACCCAUGGAAAUCAGCAUUAAAGCAAGGGAGGAGGCCGAAAGGUUUGUUCACGUGUUGAGUGAACUGGCCGGCAUGGGGGCAGUUUGUUUGCUGGUGUUCAAGCUGUCGGCAGCGGAUGCAGCCAUUGUUGGCCUGCAAGUAGGUGCGUUCCUCGGUUGUGAGUUUCUUGAGACGGGGGGGUUGGGUGGAGGAAGAUGGUCGAGCCGUGCGGUCCUUGCGUUCCAUACGCAAGAACUGGGUGGUGUCGAGUUCCUCCGAGCUGAGGGACAUUGGGGCGGAGUCGUCGGAGGGGGUGCCGGGCUCAACAAGAGGGGCUGUGAACUCGUCGUCAGAGGGGGAUGCUAUGGUGGUCUCAUCCGCGUGGGAAGUGGUGGGACCGCGGGCAGGGCAAAGAAGGCGGUCGUGUUGAAGGGCACGGGUGAGGAGGUCGGUGAAGGACAUGGGAUCACUCCGAUGUUGAAGACCAAUGUACAUGACGUCAACACCAAUGCCGACCUCCCACAUACACCAGAGAUUCAGACGUAUUGUAGCACGACCCUUGUCGAACCUGAAUCCCAGGUCGCAUUCUCUACCUCUUCUCUUGGCGGGGAAGCUAAGGAGUGGGUUUUGGCUGAAGCUAAUGUCGCAGGGUUCGAUGACAUCGGGGAGUGGGCUGGGCUUUUGAACCUCAAACAGUUCCUUGGGAAGAUCAAGGAACGGUUUUUGGACAAAACGACGGUCGAUAAGGCCUUUGACCAGCUCACCACGAUUGGUCAAAGACAUUGGACCUCUGUGGAGUCGUUGUCACGGGAAGUUGAUCGGUUGCUGCAGGUUCCAGGAUUGAACCUGCAAGACAACCAGGUUUUGUACAUCUAUUCCCGUGCUCUCCCCGAGCCCAUUCGUGGACAACUCGUGGCAGAGUCUAAGUCUGGAACAGGUAAGCGAGUACUUUGGCGCCAAAAGCGCCAAGACCACACCCUUGUCGUCUUCGAUGACGAAACUGUGGAAAGGUGGCCGUUGGAGGCCGAGGGUGUGGCGAACAACAGUGAUUCCGGGAAGGGGGAAGUCACUGCUGCCGUGGUCAACAAGGGAGGACCACGACCGCUGAUUAAGAAGAAGAAGCCACACUCGUUCCCAGAGCACCCCGGAAGUGCGGUCGGGAAGCCUUGGGAGAAGAUGGACCUGUCACAAGAAACGUGGCAGGAACGAAUGGACAACGCGCAGUGCGUGAAGUGUGGCAUUGCAGGGCAUGUAAUUGCAUGGUACUUUAGCAAGAUUGACUUGAAAUCUGGAUAUAUCACCAGAUUGAGGUGGAACCCUCCAAUCAGCAUAAGACCGCUUCCCGGACAAGCCGUCAUGGACCAGAGGUCCGGAGAAGCAGACCGGGCCUAUCACGCCCGGAUGCUGGCCUGGAGUACCGAAACAAAGAGACGGGCAGAUGACGCAGCAACAACAGCAAAGAAGAAGGCAGAGGACGCCGAGCAGGCACGCCUGAUGGCAAUUGAACAACAGUGCCAGCAUGACGAGGCAGCAGCAAAGGCUGCCGAUGAAGAAAGAAUUCAACGUCGUGAGAAGAUAUUUAACGAAGAGCAGACUUUGCUCACAAUGCCAGCGGAAUGGCGGACCGAGGCCGAGAAUGGCAAGUUGGAGGAUAGCGAAAACAAGAUCGCUCUCCUCCUCUCCCAUCUCACAGACCUCCUGGCGACAUGCAUUACACAGCAGCAGGACAUCCACAGCCUCUACGACUUGCUAGCUCAAGUCCAAAGCCGCCUCCGACAGCUGGAGCAGCGACCUGUCGCCGCCCCCGAUGCAAGCUCUUCCAACACCUCCGAUCGCGUCGAAGCAGUGGAGAUGAACGUCGGCUCCCUCAAGGACGGCGUGCAGUUACAGCAGGCCGCAACGCAACAGUUGGAACAACGGAUCUGCACUGCCGCCAACCACUCGAAUUCGGAACCACGCGAGACAGCUCCAAAGUUUGACAGACAGGAGAUCUUUUGCGACUCGACGAAGACAAAUCCGAUAUCAUGGUUCCGCAAGUUCGAGCUCACGCUACAGCUACACUACGUCAAGGAAUACAAGCACCACUCGUACUUGUACUCCCGCUCGGGGGGCGCGUGCCAGGCAUGGUUGGACAAUCUCUUGUCCAAGUACGGAGUGGUAGCUGUCGACUUGCACACCAAGAUCGGUUGGGAUAAUCUGAAGGCGGCGUGGCACAAGCGGUUCCAAGUCAAGCCGCCCGAGAUGAAGGCUAUGGACAAGCUCAUGAUCUUCGAACAAGGCACGCUGCUGAGUACCGACUGGAUUGCCGAGUACCAACGCUUGACAUCAGUCCCAGACAUCCAGAUGGGCUUCAAAGUCAUCCACCACUAUUUCAUCUCAAGGUCAUGUCCGACAUUAAGCAAUGCCCUGACUCACGUCGAGGACACCUUGACGACGACGGCGGAACUCUUUGACAAGGCCGCACAGAUCAUCAUUAUGAACAAGGAGGCUAAGAACCUGCGUUCGUCUGCGCCAGGCCCGAGCAGAGACCAGCAUCGGCCAAGAGUGGCCGUGGUCGCGGAGGCAACGCCGUUUGACCAAACUAGCGAGGCCGUGUCUGCCAAUGAAGGAGACAGACUCGCAGCCGCCCGGGAAGGUGGCCGCCCCGGCAGAGGCCGAGGACGCGGCAAGACGAAGACACACACCGCAUUUAGUCCCGGGCAAAGGCGAAUAGGGAAACUAAGCACCGUCGAGAGUGACUCGAAGACACUCUCGACGCCUCCGGAACCGGUUUCUUCGCGAGUGACCGACCUUCAUUCCGAGGCGCAUGCGGAAGUCGAUAGUCCUCCUCUUCUAUAUUUUUUUGAGGACUAUGCUGCCUGGCUCGUUCCUACGCUGGGUACUCCAGCUCAAGGACAAGACGUGUGUGCGACAUCUUCUCCGCCCGACAGCGGUGACUUAUCGUCUUCAAGUGGUUCUUCACGGGAUUCGGCGCGCGAGUUCAACAUAGAGGUAUUGGACCCACUCACGUCCGAGGACUUUGCAUGGCUUCCUCUCCCGACCACGGGCCGCUUGCCGGGACCGCAAUGCGCAGCACUAUGCGCUCAUCUCCACACAUACUUAUCCUUCUAUGCACCACCAACUUCGCCGACGGAUGACGAAGUCGCGGUGGGGGACAUCCUUGCGUAUGUUACCAAGGUGACCAGCGAGUUUCGCACGCAGCGGUAUGAUGACAACAACGCACCGCUCAUGUAUGUCCACAUUCAGGUUGGGCAAGCGUCCUCCAGCGCUUUGCUGGAUAGCGGCGCGUCUCGCAAUUUCAUGAGUCAAUCCUUUAUGCAAAGGGCUGGCCUUCGGAGGAAGGCAAACCCGACGGCGAUCAAGUUGGCGGAUGGAAAGACGCAGCAACUUCUCGAUCGUUACAUCGAGGUCGUACCGGUUUAUUUCGCACCUCAUGCAUGCGAACCGGUGACGUUCGACAUUCUCGACACGGACUUCGACAUCAUUCUGGGAAUGCCUUGGCUGGCAAGUCCGGAUCACACAGUCAACUUCCACCGGCGGACUCUUAGCGUUCGCGACGUCUUCGACGCCGAAGUGGCGUGUACUAUUCCUCUACCGCACCCUUCGAUUCGGUGCCAAGUGGUGACGGCCAAAUCAUUCCGGGCGACUUGCGCUUACGAGCAGCCCGAGGAGAUCGGCCUAUGUUUCCUACGGACCGUCGCGGUAGCCAACUCUUCACCCACAGACUUGUCUUCGGACCCCCGGGUGGUGUGGUUGUUGGACGAGUUCGCCGACAUCUUCGAGUCACCUACCGGUGUGGUGGCGGAUCGGCCGAUCUCUCACGAGAUCAUUCUUGAGGCCGGUGCCGUGCCAUCGAAAGGUUGCAUCUAUCGGAUGAGCGAGGAGGAGCUUGAGGUCCUCCGCGCACAACUCGACGAUUUGUUGGCCAGGGGCUGGAUCCGCCCUAGUAGCUCCCCAUAUGGAGCACCAGUUCUCUACGUCCGGAAGAAGAACAAGGAUCUACGAUUGUGUAUCUACUACCGCAAGCUCAAUGCACAAACCGUCAACAAUGCGGGGCCUCUUCCUCGCAUCGACGAUCUUCUUGAGCGAUUGGGCGGCGCAAAGUAUUUUUCUAAGUUAGAUUUGAAAUCGGGAUAUCAUCAUAUCUCGAUCCGGCCGAAUGAUCGCUACAAGUCCACGUUUAAGACGCGGUACGGGCAUUUUGAGUGGGUGGUCAUCCCUUUUGGCCUCACCAACGCCCUGGCGACCUUUCAAGCGACAAUGACCAACGAGUUCCGUGCGAUGUUGGACCCGUUCGUGCUGGUCUACUUAGACGAUAUUCUCGGCAUCAGUCCGCUAUCGGACAAGAUUCAAGCCAUACAAGAGUGGACGGAGCCUCGGAACGUCACGGAUGUCCGUUCGUUCCUUGGCCUUGCUGGCUACUACCAGCGUCUUAUCAAAGGCUACUCGAAGAUCGCGGCCCACUUGACCAAGCUUCAAUGCGAGGAUCGACCGUUUGACUUCGGAGAGGAGGCGCGGGAAUCAUUUUUGGUUCUCAAAGCCGCGCUAUUAUCGGUGGAGGUCUUGCGCAUAUACGACCCGCUUCUGCCUACACACGUCACUACGGAUGCGUCCGGCUAUGGCAUUGGUGCCGUCCUCGAGCAAUAUGACGGUGUGGAAUGGCACCCGGUCGAGUAUUUCAGCAAGAAAGUGCCCGUUGUGCAUUCCAUUGACGAUGCACGCAAGAAGGAGUUCCUCGCCUUCGUCCACGCGCUCAAGCGGUGGCGGCACUUCCUCCUUGGUCGAAGCCAAUUUCGAUGGGUAACGGACGAUAAUCCGUUGAUCUUUUACAAGACCCAAGACACCGUCAACAGCACCAUCGCUCGAUGGAUGGCUUUCAUCGACCAGUUUGACUUCUUUCCCGAUCACAUUCCGGGAAAGUCGAACCGUUUUGCGGAUGCUCAUUCAUGGCGUCCGAAUCAUUGUACUGCAGUCUACUCAACCUUCGAGAUCGACGACGACCUGCGGAACAGCUUCAUCCGCGGCUACCAAGCCGACCUCGAGUUUCGCGACAAGUACGCAAAUUGCUCCUCUCCUAAUCCGGCGCCUUCUCACUACCGGAUCCAAGAGGGGUACUUGCUUGUCCACACGCGGGGUGAUUACAAGGUCUUCAGCAAGAUCGACCUCAAGUCUGGUUACCACAAGAUUGAAGUCGACCCUGCAGACCCGCAUAAAACUGCGUUCAAAACUCGCAAUGGGUUGUACGAAUUUACCAUCAUGCCCUUCAGUCUCACGAAUGCACCAGCCACCUUUCAAAGCCUCAUGGACAAGGUGUUCUGCAGUGAGAUCAAUCGAUUUGUUGUUAUUUAUUUGGAUGGCAUACUAAUCUUCAACAAGUCGAUGGAGGAGCACAUGAGACACCUUGAGGAAGUGUUGCAAAUCCUCAAGGAUGCACAACUUCAUCUCAACUUAGAGAAAUUUGAGUUUGGGAGGGACAACGUCAUCUACCUUGGACAUUGGUUGUUCGCUGCAGGCCUAGAGCCCGAGGCAACCAAAGUUGAGGUCAUCCGCAAAUGGCCUCAACCAGCAAAGGCCCGAGAGUUGCGUUCUUUCCUUGGUCUCGCGUCAUAUUACCAUAAGUUUGUGCUCACAUUUUCUAUCAUCGCCCGUCCAUUGUCCAAAUUGACAAGCAAGAAUGUGUCUUAUACGUGGGAUGGGGAAUGCACGACCGCCUUCCAAGCAUUGAAGGAGGCAUUCGUGAGUCAUCUGGUGCUCCGCAUUGUAGAUCCCAAAUGCACAUUCGUAGUAACUACGGAUGCGAGCUUGCACGGGAUCGACACAGUGCUUCAACAAGAUGAUGGUGACGACUUAUAUCCGCUUGAGUAAUAUAGCAAACGUAUGCCCAGUCAGCAGGUAGCUACCUCCACCUACAUGAGAGAACUCUUGCCUUGAGUAAG
Molecule: messenger RNA, 15306 nt
Organism: Chara braunii
Lineage: Eukaryota; Viridiplantae; Streptophyta; Charophyceae; Charales; Characeae
Source: the annotation of a GenBank genome assembly